AUGAUUCAACUUGGUAUUUCCCACUGCCCUAGAUUUAUCCUCUUUCUCGAUUAUACCAACAUGGGCACCCAAGACGAAAGAAACGUCCAAGAAAGUGAAGCCCCACCCGCCUAUGAUGAGGGAUUGAGCUGCCCCACAACAUCAUCUCGCUAUGGUUCGCUUCCGUCAACCAUGAGUGUACACGGCCAGUGGACAAAAUGGAAAUCUAUGAAUCUCUGUGCUGGUUCUGAUGCGAAGGAUCGUCUGUGUUUGAUUGAGAUGCAAACCGGCUAUAGCGGCAAAGCUCCGCUUGGGAUGAGAACGGGAUUUCUCCUGCGUAACGGAAUGAGCACGAAGGAUCCGCUGCUUGCUGCCGCUGGUGAUGAGUCGCGCGGGCUCCAUGCGUUUAAUCCCGACGGCAUCGUCUUCUUACCGCCACUUGAUCCGGACGCGAAGUCCGACCGCAUGGAUACAGAACUCCUGCGCGCCGAACCUGGCACAAACAAUGAUAUCGCCUUUCACUUUUCUAUCGAAGUAGGCGACAAGGAGCGGAGGGAGGAGUUUGCAUGGAGGAAGGUCAAGAAGGGUGAGGAUCAAGCUAAGAGGAAUGGGUUCAAGUUGGUUCGACUCUCGUCUAGCCAACAAUCAUCCCAGCCGAGCGGCGGCGGCAGCAGCAGUGGCCAAGCGCCAUCUUCGUCCUCAUCUCCAUUAUCAGGCAAAGACGGUGAGACUGUCGCCUUUCUUGGAUGGGUCAUGGCCUGGCCCAGUCUCACACAUGCGUUCACCCUUGAGGUGGUGGACGGCCAGUCGAGCGCGCUGGGAGGGCGCUGGACCCUUAUGGCUAUCGCCACUGCGGUCAGGCUCUAUACACUGCAUGUAAAGGGGAAAACGAGCAAGUUUGUCGUUGAUAUGGGAAAAAAGACUUCAGGAAAAUGA
Penicillium verrucosum is the source of this 915-nucleotide messenger RNA. RefSeq lists its product as uncharacterized. The record is from RefSeq and is a predicted model, not a curated record. Lineage: Eukaryota; Fungi; Ascomycota; Eurotiomycetes; Eurotiales; Aspergillaceae. The transcript has 2 exons. The coding region runs from base 1 to 915 and encodes 304 amino acids.